CAAGUCAUGUAUAGUUGAUAUCGCAAUCUUAAGUUGCUGUGGGCGCUUUUUGGAAUCUAUAAUGAAUUCUUCAUAAAUUUAAUCAUAGACUUUCUUUAUAUUACUUCAAAUUCCAAAGUGAGAUUUACUCAUUAUAUAUUAACACGUCGAAAUUGGAUUUAUACUUGGUUUUAUAAGAAAUUAUUAAUAUUGAAAAAUGGACAAGACACAUCACAGUAUGACCUUUUCUGGUGGAGCAAGUGAUCUCCAUGAGUAUUGGGAAGCCUAUCAAAAGAUGAUCGAAGAAACGAAAUUGUUAGAUGAUUAUCUUGAAGAGGAAUGCAGUCCUAAAAAUUAUGACGAAGGAGAAGAAGAGGCUGAAUGGUUGAAAGCAGCUGGCCUGGAAGAGUUAACAGAAACAUGGAAAGCUGGACGAGAAAUUCAAGCGGAGGAAUUAGGUGCUCUAUUACGUCCACUGUCUCGUGCACAGGCAGAGGCGGUGAAGCGUCGAGUGAGGUCUUUGAAUCAUACAGUAAGGCAACGAUUCAGUCAGCGAACGCGAUCUCGUAAACCUGACAUUCGAGAUGUAUUUAAAGAUGUUGAAGACAAUGUAUUGCAGAUGAGCAGCACUGGAACAAGGUCAAGAAGUGCAACUCCAGAUUCAUUAGAUUCUAUGUCUGGUGAAACACCUGAAAGUGCUUCUCCACCAUCACCGCCAGUGUCUACUCGUGAAUCACAUUAUUUAAAUGUAAAUGUUCCAAGUUUUGUAUCAAUUUUUCAUCGAAAUUCACAUGAAGACAAGGAACCAAAGUCAACAAAUACUCCAUCCUCUGUUUCAACUCCAUUACCAGCACAAGAAAUUUUUCGACGUACUGGUCAUCAUUGGUCUCAUCGUGGAGAUGUUGCUAGUGAUAGUGAAGGUAUUGAGUUAACUGCUUACCAACGAUUAGGAACUAUACAUAUUGCACGUCCAAUUGUUCAAAGACGUAGUGGAAGUGAUCCUAGUGAAGUAGCCAGUAAUCAAAAUAUAGAUGUUACAUCUUCUAGAAAAUUAUCAGAAGAAUAUUCUCAAGACUCUACGUUACGAAGAAGUGGCAAUAAUCAUGCACCUGUCACACGUAGUCACAGUAGUUUAUACGGAUUAUCUAGACCAAGGGAUAAUUUGAUGAUAACUCAUCCAUUAAAUAGGACUUCUUCUCAUGGACAUUUAAGUUUUGAACAGAUGUGUAGAGCUAAUGAAUCGUCUACAGAAUCUUGGAAAGAUAGACAAAUUGAUAAAGACAGUGAUGAUUAUGAACGUCAACAUGUAGAAUUGUUGUCUCAGAGAGAUUUAACACGUCUACAACCUCUUUUAUGGCUUGAGCUAACUGCUGUUUUUGACAAGUAUAAUUUACCAUUAACUAAGAGAAAACCAAAUAAACGAAGAAGAAAAGCUGGUAACUUAUUUGGUGUGUCUUUAUCAACGUUAUUAUUACGUGACAGUCAAUUAACAAAUGAAGAAAAUAAUAUUCCUCUUAUUUUUCAAAAAUUAAUUAAUGCGUUGACACAAAGGGGAGUAAAAGAAGAAGGAAUCUUACGUGUUGGAGGAAAUAAGCAAAAAAUAGAAAUUCUUUGCACUGAAUUAGAAACUGAUUUUUAUUCUAAACCAAAAGAGAUUGAUAAAUUGAUUCAGCGCACGCCUUGUCACGAUUUAUCAGCUGCUUUGAAAAAGUUAUUACGUGAUUUACCUCAGCCUCUUUUAACCAUUGAAUAUAUUGAUGCCUUUUAUCAAAGUCAUGGUGUAAAAAACCCAAAUGAUUUAUCAUACUCAUUAAACUUACUGGUUUUAUUAUUGCCAGUUGAACAUCGCUGUACUUUAAAGUCUCUUUUAAAAUUCUUCAAGCUGGUUGUUGACAAUCAGUGUUCAAAUAAGAUGUCAAUCCAUAACGUUGCUAUGAUUGUAGCACCUUCGUUAUUUCCUCCUCGUUAUAUAUACCCUCGCGAUAGAGGGGAUUUAAGUGCUCAGGUUAAUAUGGCAGCUAUUUGUUGUCAAGUUACAGAAGCAUUGCUCAAUAAUGUUGACAAGCUCUGGGACGUACCGACCAAUUUGAUAAAUCAAUUACGUAGGCAAAUUGAAGAAGAACGAUUUCGUAAGUAUAAAAAAAAAUAAACUUAGAAAUUACUUUAUACAAAUUAAUACAAAAAAGAAUAAAAAGGUGUUAACUAUUUCGGGUCCAAAUAGUGCCUUCUUGAAAAAUUCUAAUAAAUAAUUUUUUAUUGUUUUAUAAAUAAACUAAGUUUUAGACGACAUCGUUUUUCCUAUAAGGUAAAGAUAUAUAAUAUCAAAAAAUGUUGCCUUUUGUAAGAUAUGCAGGUUAUACAUAAAUUUACAUUAUUAAUAAUAAUAAUAAUGAAAUUUUUUAGUAGAAUAUAAUCAUGUAAAUGACAGCUUUUAUUGACAGUCAGAUUAAAUAUUGGUGCAAUCAUAUAUAUUUUCAAUUAUCAUAGGUGCUAGAAAAAAAAUUUUACUACAGUGGCAUUUUUUAAAAUAAUUCCUAUCAACAAAUUUUU
Molecule: messenger RNA, 2529 nt
Organism: Chelonus insularis
Lineage: Eukaryota; Metazoa; Arthropoda; Insecta; Hymenoptera; Braconidae
Gene: conu
Product: Rho GTPase-activating protein conundrum
Exons: 6
Coding region: 197-2128 (643 amino acids)
Biological process (GO): regulation of small GTPase mediated signal transduction; regulation of actin filament polymerization; signal transduction
Cellular component (GO): cytoplasm
Molecular function (GO): GTPase activator activity
Source: RefSeq, a predicted model, not a curated record